Molecule: messenger RNA, 1404 nt
Organism: Magallana angulata
Lineage: Eukaryota; Metazoa; Mollusca; Bivalvia; Ostreida; Ostreidae
Product: caspase-3-like
Exons: 7
Coding region: 54-1268 (404 amino acids)
Biological process (GO): proteolysis
Molecular function (GO): cysteine-type endopeptidase activity
Source: RefSeq, a predicted model, not a curated record
CAGAAUAAAAACAGGAAGUUAAAAAAUUAAAUGCGCGUUGUUCAAGAUCGGAAAUGGCAACCAAAAAGAUUCCCCAAGAGGCGAGAGAACUGCACAAUGAGCUAAUUGCCGACCUUCAUGACAACAUCAACUCAAAGGUUGACGAACACGACUUCGAGAAGCUUAUACAUCGCCUAAAACUGAAAUUAUCCCCGAUUGACCUCAAAGCGUGCCACAACCUGAUAGACGCCACGGACAAAUUACAGAAAAGGGGUCAUUUAGAGCCGGGAAAUUACGGGGAGUUGAUCAAACUGGUUGACUGUAUUGAUAAAAACUGGGUCAAUUUGAUCAGAGAAAAAGGAGAAACCAUUAUUGAAAUUAUUAAUAAAGCGAAUGAACCUCAACCCUCUGUAUCCCCCGAAGAAAGCGAAAGAGCAAAAAAACGACGGUUAGAAAGCGACCAAGAUGGACAACGUUCCAAUGAAAACACCGACGGUCAAGCUCAAAUACUCAAAUCGUCGACAAAAAAAGAGAGAAAGAAAUCAGUUUAUCCAAAAACAAACGACCAAAAAGGACUUGCUCUCAUCUUGAAUUUCACAAAAGGAAGGCCUGGCGCAAAUGCUGAUUUUUGUGGCAUCAAUGAUUUUUUUGAGAAGACAUUGAACUUUGAAUGCCAUGUUGAGACCGACCCAUCCAAAGAAGAGGUGGAGUGUUUCCUGGAAGAAACAGCUUGUCUUUUCAACAACAAAAGGACAGCUGCAAAAUACUACUGUCUUUUAGUAUUCAUUAUGAGUCACGGAAACGAGGAUGGCAUUCGUACGAACGACGGCAAAACUAUUUCACUCGAUGACAUCGUGUCCUAUUUCAAAAAUGAUAAACUGAAGUAUUUUGCAGGUAAACCUAAGUGUUUCUUUAUACAGGCCUGCCGUGGGUCGUCUCCUCAGGGCGUGGUCGAUUUGCCGGAUGAUAAGGAAGAAGUAAUGAUCGACCAAGUGGUAGGGAAAAUAUCCAUUCCCACAGAUGCAGAUCUCUUACUGGCUUACGCAACCACACCAGGGUACUUCGCAUACAGAAGACCUAAUGUUGGAUCUUGGUUUUUCUGCAACCUUUUGGAGAUUUUUAAAGAACAUUAUGUAGAAGAACAUGUUGAGGAUAUGCUGAUAGAUGUGAAAGAGAGGCUGGCUUAUGAUGAAGAGUGGCAGACAAAUGAAGGAUUUAAACAAAUGCCAUGUACAUGGUCCACUCUCACCAAAAGAUUCUUUUUAGCUCCCCAACAACUAGCAGAAUAAAAGAGUGAUCAUUUACAGUAAACAAAAAUUCUACUUAUUCUGUGCAUUUCAUAACUCACGCGAAUGUUUUAUUUUUGAAGAUGUUUUCAAAAGUGUUGAUGUAUAAAUGUGUUAGAAUAAAACUAAUAGAAACAAA